Molecule: messenger RNA, 633 nt
Organism: Vigna umbellata (rice bean)
Lineage: Eukaryota; Viridiplantae; Streptophyta; Magnoliopsida; Fabales; Fabaceae
Source: RefSeq, a predicted model, not a curated record
AUGCAGUUCGACUUGGUGGUGUCAACCCCAGCGGCUGGUGAGGUUAGGACGUCUACAGUCUGUGUUAGAUGUCCUAUAGAGGUUGAGGGGCGUAGAUAUAAAGUGAAUCUCAUCUGUUUACCUCUAAGGGAUUUAGAAGUGAUUUUAGGAAUGGAUUGGCUGGCCGCCAAUCACAUUCUCAUAGACUGUGGCGCGAAGCAAUUGGUGUUUCCGGAUGAAGAAGAAGAAGAGUUAUCAGUAACGCUCGGUCAGCUAAGGGAAGACAUCGUGGAUGGCGCCAGUUGUUUUCUGAUCGUGACGCAUGCGGACGAAGGGUUUGAGGGAUCAAGUCAUGAACGAUCGUCCGGUAAACUGAAUGGAGGACGAUCGGUCGUGGAUGACUUCCCGGACGUAUUUUCGGAUGAAGUGCCUGGACUACCUCCUCCACGCGAGGUAGAAUUUACGAUCGACUUGGUGUCGACCGCGGGACCCAUCUCUAUUGCACCCUACCGUAUGUCGCCAGCAGAGUUAGCUGAACUCAAAAAGCAGAUUGAAGAUUUGAUGGAUAAGCAGUUCAUCAGACCGAGCGCAUCACCUUGGGGAGCGUAUUCUCUUAGUGAAAAAGAAGGAUGGCAACUCUCGUCUUUGCAUUGA